This is a messenger RNA of Aspergillus ochraceoroseus IBT 24754, 1530 nucleotides long. Its product is annotated as IscS subfamily cysteine desulfurase. NCBI's taxonomy places the organism in Eukaryota, Fungi, Ascomycota, Eurotiomycetes, Eurotiales, Aspergillaceae. The coding region runs from base 1 to 1530 and encodes 509 amino acids. Gene Ontology annotation, molecular function: cysteine desulfurase activity; pyridoxal phosphate binding. The record is from RefSeq and is a predicted model, not a curated record. Gene Ontology annotation, cellular component: mitochondrion; cytosol; nucleus. Gene Ontology annotation, biological process: [2Fe-2S] cluster assembly. The transcript has 2 exons.
AUGUCUAGUGUGGCCCCUUCUGCCCUGAGACAGGCAUCCCGAGCCUAUGCGCGUCGUUUAUCGUCAACGCAGCGUCCCUCCCUGUUCUCUCGGAGACUGAUUGCCACCCCUAGCUACAGGACUUACGUCUCCGAGACCAAGGUUGGAAAUGCUCAGGUCACCAUUGACACUGCUAUUAAGCAGGAACAGAAGGCUUUUGGGGAGCAGACCGGUGUCUCCCCUAAGAAAGUAGAGCUCCCUGGCGCUGGCAUCCCCGGAGAUGCGGCGAUGAGCCCGGCUGCCGGAAUCCUCAAGCAAGCUACAAUUAUGGACCAAGGGACACGUCCCAUCUAUCUCGAUGCACAGGCCACUACCCCGACCGACCCCCGCGUGCUGGAUGCAAUGCUUCCGUUCCUUACCGGCAUCUACGGCAACCCCCACUCGAGGACUCACGCAUACGGUUGGGAAUCAGAGAAAGCUGUCGAGCAGGCCCGAGAAUAUGUCGCCAAGUUGAUCGGAGCGGAUGCGAAGGAAAUCAUUUUCACGAGCGGUGCUACAGAGAGUAACAAUAUGAGCAUUAAGGGCGUGGCUAGGUUUUUCGGCCGGUCGGGCAAGAAGAAGCACAUCAUCACCAGUCAGACAGAGCACAAGUGUGUCCUGGAUAGCUGCCGACAUCUUCAGGAUGAAGGAUUCGAGGUCACCUAUCUGCCUGUGCAGAGCAAUGGUUUGAUCCGAAUGGAAGACCUUGAAGCAGCCAUGCGCCCUGAUACCGCUAUUGUUAGUAUUAUGGCUGUGAACAACGAGAUCGGUGUCAUCCAGCCUCUGGAAGAGAUUGGAAAGCUCUGCCGCUCCAAGAAGGUCUUUUUCCACACCGAUGCGGCCCAGGCCGUGGGUAAGAUUUCGCUUGAUGUCAACAAGCUGAACAUUGAUUUGAUGUCCAUCUCUGGUCAUAAGAUUUACGGUCCUAAGGGAAUUGGCGCCUGCUAUGUCCGCCGUCGACCUAGGGUUCGUCUUGACCCCCUCAUCACUGGAGGUGGCCAAGAGAGAGGCUUGCGCAGUGGCACUCUGGCUCCUCAUCUGAUAGUUGGAUUUGGUGAGGCUUGCCGUAUUGCUGCUCAAGAUAUGGAGUACGAUUCCAAGCACAUUUCUCGGCUCUCGAAGCGUUUGACAGAUGGACUUCUAGCCAUGGAGCAUACCACCCUGAAUGGAGACCCCGACCGCCACUAUCCCGGCUGCGUCAAUGUCUCUUUUGCCUACGUGGAAGGCGAGUCCCUUCUGAUGGCUCUGAAGGAUAUUGCGCUUUCGUCCGGUAGCGCCUGUACCUCUGCAUCCCUGGAACCCAGCUACGUUCUUCGGGCUCUAGGUAGCAGCGAUGAGAGUGCUCAUAGUAGUAUUCGAUUUGGAAUUGGCCGAUUCACCACAGAGGCCGAAGUUGACUAUGUGCUGAAGGCGGUGACAGACCGGGUGCAUUUCCUGCGGGAGCUGAGCCCGUUGUGGGAGUUGGUGCAGGAGGGUAUUGACCUGAACACUAUUGAGUGGAGCCAGCAUUAA